GAGUGCUGAACAUUCCAAAAACUUGGAAAAUAUUGAAAAUACAUUUUUCUAGUUACUAUUGUUGAUGCAAAGAUUAUGUCAUGUCACUAUCACAGUCUUGUUUGUUGCUGGCAGUGAGUGGAGAUGAUGCAGGUAGUGCUGAACUCCAACAGAUCCUGCAUGUCCCAUCUCAGGCUUUCAAAUCAUUCAAUGUGCUAACACAUGUGCACUAUGUCCGAGUGCCACUGUCUCAGAAGACCUUUUGUAUUGCAAAACUGGCCAGUGCAGUUGGUGUGUCCGAGAUAAGAAGCAAAUCAAUACCUGGAAACUUUAAAGUCUUCCCUGCCAGAUGUUGCUUUUCUGUUACUGGUGGCUCUGAGUGGGAUGGGAAAACCACUCUGGUUGCAGCAACUGACAUCAAAAUAUUGAAGAAAACUUCAAUCAAGUCUGUCUGUGUAAAAGUCUUGCUGAAAUCUAAAAAUGAUGUUAUCAACAUGGAAAAAAAUACAAAUCUCUAUCUAAAAGUUAUAGAGAAUAUAAUUUCCUCUUAUGGAAUUGUCAGUCAUUGUGUGAUUAGAUGUCAUUAUAACACUCUAGCACAAGUCUUUGGUAUAAGAAAAAUCUUCAUUUGCUCAAUGAAAAGUUGUAACAAUCAAAGUUCAUCAUGUAGUAACUUCAAUGAUUCAUUUGACUGUGUAGGUGUUAAGUUCAAUGAUUCUUCCAAUACUAGACAAAUCGAGUUGGAGCUCAAACAAGGUACUUCCCCAUGUGGAUGUAGCGAAAGUUGUUUUAGAGCAAACCCUGAACGCUUGCAGAGAAGCAAUGGCAGGGUGACUGUUUGUAGCGUUGCUCAGGAAGACCAGCUAUCAAACUCACAAACAAAUUAUUCCAUCAAUCUGCAUGAGGCUAUUAUGCAGCAAGGGUUGACUGUCCAAGACAAAUCCCUUGAAAAGCUCUUUAUUGCACAGAAAACUGAAGGUUUGUUGUUGCUGGUGAUAGGGUUGUCAGGUUGGGGCAAGACGUCACUGCUGCACAGGGUAGCCAUGACGGCAAGAACCCCUGUGGUUAGUAUUGACUGCCGUACGAUGAAGCCCAACAUAGACGCUAUCUUCCAGAUGAAGACACAGCUACCGACAGAACGCCCUGGAUUGUUGCUACUGCGCAGGCUUGACACCUUGUUUGCUGCCUCUAAAAAGCCUGAUCAUAUCAUUAAUGAAAUCGUCGGCGCAAUUCUCUGCUACCUGCAACAGAAGGGAGUGUGUGUGGUAGUCACCGCUCCUGAUAUCGGUUCAUUACCUCCUGACCUGGUGGCCCUGCCCUACAUCGAACUCAACGUUGGCUCUUCAACUGUUCCUUACCGACGAGCUAUACUACGCCAUUUUCUUGCUGACUAUAACUUGGCUGAUUAUAAAGCAGGUGCUCACGAGAUGCCAGCAGACUAUGCACCUAAACGAUCAUUAGUUGAUUCAUAUCCUUCUCAAGAACAUAAGCUGCCUGGUUCUUGCUCACUUUCUACGAGAAGAAAUUCAAUUGAGCCUGAACUAUCAUACAAUAUGAUUGGGGAUGACCCUAGCGGCUCCCAACAAUUUGAAGUUGACGUCGAUUCAAUAUAUUCUGUGACGACCAGAGAUGCUUCACCAAAAUAUGAUAUCAAAUCAGGCAGUCCUGUUGACGUCAUUACGGACUCGGUCAGGAAUUUGAAUCUCAAUGAUAAAGAUUCUGAGCAAAUGUCUUCCUCCAAAUCAAUGUGUUCAGAAGUUGUUGCUUUGAAUCCUGCUUCAUCAAAGGAGAGAUUGACCCAUCAAAUACAAUUAGCUGAGGGCUCUAUAGCUGACCAACUGGCGCGCAUCACUCCAGGAUAUGUGGCCAGCGACAUCCAAGACUUAUUGUCUCUUGGUCAAGAGAAGUUGCUUAUAACAGGAGAAGAGGCGAUCAGCCCCGCAGACAUGAUGUCGGCAGCAGUGGAGGAGCUCAGGACUUUUCGCCCGCGCGUGCUGCGUAGCAGUGAGCUGCUGGGAGACCGCCCCGUGGCCCACACUCUCGGUGGCCUCGAAUAUUUGCAGGAACUUUUAUCUGACAUACUCAAGAUUACCGUCUCCGGUGCUGAUGAAGACCUCUCACUCUUGGGGGUGAAACCCACCAGAGGGGUGCUCUUGUACGGGCCGCCGGGGUGCGGCAAAACGCAGCUUAUCUGCCGCCUGGCGUCCAGUAAAGGCUGCGCAUUCUUCGCCAUUCAGCCCAAGCAUAUCCUGAGCCCUUAUGUGGGAGAGUCCGAGCAAAAAUUGUCGCACGUCUUCCAGACAGCCAGGCAGGCGCGUCCUGCCAUCCUGUUCUUUGAUGAAAUAGAUGGCAUCUUCGGAGAUCGAGGAAGUGGUGACGGUGAGGCAGGAGGUGUGCGUAACCGCCUCAUAACAGAGCUGCUACAGACCAUGGACGGCGCCCUGGCUUACUCUGACGGCUCAAACCUCAUGACGGGGCUGCUGGUGUGCGGCGCUACCAACAACCCUGACAGACUGGACCACGCCCUCCUCAGACCAGGCCGCUUUGACAGGGUUGUGUAUGUCCCACCACCAGACCCUGAGCAGAGGCUUCACAUACUCAUGGCCAAGUGCCAGAGACUGGAGCUGAACGAGCCUGAGGUGCUGGAAGAGCUCGCAGCCGAGACGGACCUCUUUACUGGAUCUGAUCUGGAAGGCGUAGUGCAAGAGGCCACGACCAUUGCCCUGUUGCAGUCCUCGCUUACAUCUGACGGCAACGUUCUAAUCACCGCUUCAUCCUUACGUGAAAUAUGCCGGAAGACGAAGCCAAAACUCACGCCGGAAAUUAUUUCUAGGUAUGAAGCAUUCCAGUCCAGAUCGACUAAUACAUAAAUGAUGAGU
This is a messenger RNA of Hyalella azteca, 2858 nucleotides long. RefSeq lists its product as uncharacterized. The transcript is spliced from 11 exons. The record is from RefSeq and is a predicted model, not a curated record. Gene Ontology annotation, cellular component: cytoplasm. Bases 81 to 2849 code for a protein of 922 amino acids. Gene Ontology annotation, molecular function: ATP hydrolysis activity; ATP binding. NCBI's taxonomy places the organism in Eukaryota, Metazoa, Arthropoda, Malacostraca, Amphipoda, Hyalellidae.